UUUAAAAAAUUUACAUUAAAAAACAAGGUAACAGAAACCUAACAGCUCUAAAACACAGAUUAUUCACUGUAAAGACAUUCUCAACUCUUCCUGUAAUCGACUAAUCGGUAAGGUAUUUUGUUGGCUGAUUGCUCCUAAACUCUUCUUCUAUAUUUCCUUUAAAAAACCAGCGAGAGGGAGAGGGAGGGGGAGAGAGAUUCCAUUUGGGUGUGUGGGUUUGUAUUAGAUUCUGUUACAUCUCUUGUUCUGUAUCAAUCAAUCAUGCAAUAAUAAGUCUUACAGCAAUUAUAGUUCGUCUUUUCUCUUCUCACUUCUCUGCCACUUCAUCAUCUCUCAUGUUCAGAGACCACUCGAGGGUCUUAUCCUCCAAAAAUCCGAAAAAAAGCUGUCUUUUCCCAUCUGGGUUUUGGAGACUAAUGCGUUUUCUCUGUUUAUGAUUCAGGGUUACUCUUGUGAUCCAAGCCAUAACAAAAGAAAAAUCUUACUAUCUCAUUUCUGUCUUACGGUUACGGAAGAAGCGUGUUAGCUGUAACCCAUAAAAAAAAUCCGGAAAGAGGAGCUUUUCCGUUUGGAUACUUCAGAGCAGUGUGUUUCCUCUAUCUGAAUCCAUAUCAAAGUCCAAAAACUUGUAUUUUCGAUCUGGGUUUGGCGGGUAUAUGUCGCUUUUCCAAUCUGUAUAAUCCUUAAAUGCUCGAAAGUUACAACUUUUUCGAUCGGGUUGUUUAGGGGAUCACCUAGUUCUAAUCAUUGUUUAGAAAUAAGUCAAGUGUCCGAGCUUUUCUAUCUCGGUUUUUUGAUUGAAAAUAUAUUUGUCUCUCUCUGUAAUCCAGAAAGAAAGGCACUGGGAUAUAGUUUUCACCAUUUGAAUUUGGAGUGUGGUGCCUUCUUAUGUGCAACCUGUCAAGAUUCAAAAGCAUGAACUUUUGGAUGGGUACUGAGAAUAAGUUUUUGCUUUGAAUCUCCUCUGCAAGAUCCGAGUUCUGAGAAUUCCAUUAAUCAGGUCCCAAAAAAGUCAAACCUUCAUACUUGGGUUUACAAGGUAUUCAUUAUUUCAGUGUGUGGGGGCUCCCACCAACAGAGUUAUCGAUCAAAAGGCAAAAAUUUGGAUCCUUUCACCUGAAAUCGGUCCAAUAGAUUGAAUUUCUCCUACUGGGUUUGCAGAGUAAUGCGUUUUGGAGGUCUAGAUAAUGGCGACAUUGGUCCCUGGUGUCCUCCUGAAGCUUCUACAACAUAUGAAUACAGAUGUGAAAGUUGCUGGUGAGCACCGGUCUUCAUUGCUGCAGGUUGUAAGCAUUGUCCCUGCACUUGCAGGUGGAGAGCUCUUCCCAAACCAAGGAUUCUACCUCAAGGUCUCAGACUCCUCUCAUGCCACCUAUGUCUCCCUCCCUGACGAGCACGACGAUCUCAUCCUCAGUGAUAAACUUCAACUGGGUCAGUUCAUCCAUGUUGAGCGGCUUGAGGCUGCUUCCCCUGUUCCAAUCCUCCGUGGAGUGAGGCCUGUACCUGGUCGCCAUGCCUGCAUUGGAAACCCUGAGGAUCUUGUUGCAAAACACUCACUCUGCUUCCUCAAUUCUUCGGGAUCAAAUCCAUUAGAGAAAAUCAAGACACAAUCCAAGGUCUCGAACAACAACCAAGUUCUGGAUAAAGAGAAAUGCAAAACACUUUCUCAGACCUUGAACAAUAACACAAGUCGGGAGAAAGACAAGAUCAAGUCGGAGAAACAACAUGGAGCUGCAAAGGUUGCAGAGUCGGACAAGAAGACCGCAACUUUCAAUAGAUCAAGGUCUCUGUUAUUAAGGCCUGCUUUGAAUUUAGUUGAGAAGAAGGAUUCUGUGACACCUUCGAAAUCUUCCAAUUCGCGGUCAAUCCCUUCAUCUCCAACGAGUUGCUACUCAUUGCCUACUUCAUUUGAGAAGUUUGCAAAUGGGGUCAGGAAGCAAGCAAAGAUCAAAGGAUUGGAUAAACCAACUACGGGAUUGGGAUUGGCGGACAAGGCAGCUUCUGUUCUUAGAGCAAGUACAUCAACGAAGAAGUUGCCUGUGGAGAAUUCCAUUGGUAAUCUGGUUCAGGGUAUUGGAGUGGGAACCAGGGCUUUGAGAAGGAGCUGGGAAGGGAGUGUGGAGGUGAAAAGUAGGGAGAAUUCAAGCUCAAAGACUGCCAAGCAUGAUUUGAAAUCUGAACCUCGGAGCACUUCUAUUCCUCGAAUAAAAUCAUCAACAAGUGAUAAAUUGUUGUCUAAAGAGGACAAUAAGGUUCAGACGCUUGCAAAGAAAAUAACAGCAAAUGGGACUAUAGGUGAUCCUGAUAAGUCAAAUAAGCAACGCGCUUCUAUUGGAAAGAAAACAUCAGGUGAAGUUUCCAGUAAUGGAUUCCCAGGAAACUUGGUCAAGGUUUCUCUCAAUAAUAGAAGACUGACAGAUGGUAGUGUUUCUUGGGCCUCACUUCCUUCUUCUCUUGCAAAGCUUGGAAAGGAAGUUCUGAAGUACAGAGAUGCUGCACAAAUGGCAGCUAUUGAGGCCAUGCAAGAAGCUUCUGCUGCAGAAAGCUUAAUUAGAUGCUUGAGCAUAUAUGCUGAGUUAAGUACAUCUGCCAAGGAGGAUAACCCACAACCUACAGUUGAGCAGUUCCUGAGUCUCCAUGCAAGCUUGAACAGGGCUCGUCUUGUGGCUGAUUCCCUAUCAAAGACAGUCUCAGUAGGGUCAUCAACAGAUGGUGAAGAUGAACCAUCAGAAGAAGCUCUGAAGAUCUCAUUGGAGAGGCGUAAACAUGCAACUUCAUGGGUCCACAGUGCAUUAGCCACUGACUUAUCAUCCUUUACAGUAUUUAACAAACAACCAGUUUCCACCUUGAGCUCGACUUCAACUCCCGCUCAAAGUCAACGGACUACUGCUAGCAACCAUACCAUGCUAGUCCUAGAGAACUCAACCAAGAAUACAUCAACAAAGGCUCAAAGCAAAACUCGCCCAUUAGUUGGUUCUAAACUUCUUACAUCAGGAGCACUCCGCCGUGCUGGGGAUGGGCUAAAUGUAGGUCACAAGACACAGACUACACCACCACCUGAGUGGAUCCAAGGAAACGGCCUUGAUGAAGCUGUUGAUUUGGCACAAACAUUAAAGACGGAGUCUCAGGACUGGUUCUUGGGUUUCAUCGAGAGGUUCUUGGAUGCUGAUAUGGAUAAUUCAGCCCUCAGAGAUAAUAGUCAAAUAGCAAGUAUGUUGUCUCAGCUCAAAAGUGUAAAUGACUGGUUAGAGGAGAUUGGAUCUACUAAGGAUGAAGAAGAAGAUGGACCCUGCAUUCCAUCUGAGACGAUUGAUAGGCUGAGGAAGAAGAUCUAUGACUAUCUCCUUACACAUGUAGAAUCUGCUGCAGUUGCUCUUGGUGCUGGAGCUCAAACAACACCACAGAGCCAAGCAGCGGAAACAAAACCAAGAAGAUGACAUUUGGAAUAUGCUGCUGGGCCAAAGACAUCUAUUGUAUGAAAUUUAUGCAAUACUGAACCAUUGGAUCUGAGCCAUAUUGCAUGUCUGCAAUUGUGAACAUAUCCAACCUAGUCACCAAGUGGUUAGGGAGGGGCCUUUUUCAUCUAAUUAUGUAUAUACAUCCUCUGGUGGGGAUACAUGGAAUAUUUAUAAUUUAUUAUCAAGCAAGCAUUUUGAUGAGAUGUGAAGGGUGAUGGGACUUUUGAGUUUAUCAAAGUUAAACAUUUACUAUUUUA
Molecule: messenger RNA, 3715 nt
Organism: Nelumbo nucifera (sacred lotus)
Lineage: Eukaryota; Viridiplantae; Streptophyta; Magnoliopsida; Proteales; Nelumbonaceae
Product: protein CORTICAL MICROTUBULE DISORDERING 2-like
Source: RefSeq, a predicted model, not a curated record